AUGUACUCCCAGCUCUGUCCAUACAUCCUCUGGGUCCUGCUGCUCCUCAGCAUCCCUGCUGCACACACGGCAAAAUGUCCAGAGGAGUGCGUCUGCGACCAGAUCCAGCUCACUGUGACCUGCGUCAACAAGAACCUGACCCAGGUUCCUCCCACUGUGGACGAGAUCACAGUGAAAUUAGACCUCAGAGGUAACGACAUCCAGGAACUUCCCACCAGGGCUUUCAAACACACCCCCUACCUGACUCACCUGUCGAUGCAGCGCUGUAACAUCCGCAGGGUAAAGGAGGGGGCUUUCCGCGGCCUCGGCCGUCUGGUCUUCCUCAACCUGGCGAACAACAACAUUGAGAUCCUCUACCAGGAGUCAUUCGACGGCCUGUCCUCGCUGAAGCAGCUUAUGAUCGACCGCAACCGUGUGGAAGAGAUCCAGCCUGGAGCUUUCACUCAGCUCGGCUUCCUCAACCUGCUCUCCCUUACACACAACCAGCUGGUCUACAUCCCCAACAUGGCCUUUCAGGGCUUGCAGAACAUCAAAUGGCUCCGUCUCAGUCACAACUCUCUGAACUACCUGGACACAGAGGCCUUCGCUGGUCUGUUCACGCUCACCCGUCUUAGUCUGGACCACAAUGAGCUGCAGUUCUUCCCCUCUGAGACCAUGACCAGACUGCCAGAGGUGACCCGUCUCGAUCUGAGCUACAACCCAAUGACUUACAUUGGAGAAGAGGUGGUGUCCAUGGCCAAACUGACCCACCUCUUCCUGGACCACAUGUCCCUGCAGGACCUAUCCAACACAGCUGUAUCGAAAUCCCCCAGCCUCGUCCACCUGGAUAUCAGCUACAACCAGCUACGUGUCAUCCAGCCCUUCUCUGAAGGUUCACCCAAUCUGGCACGCGUCAACCUGGCUGGGAACCCCAUCUACUGCAACUGCUACCUGCGUCCUCUCAGGGAGUGGGCGAUCCGUGGCAAGGUGAAGCUGAUGGGGACAUGUGGAGGACCGGCCCAUCUGUCAGGAGAGAACCUGGAGGCCGUUUACCCCCCUGAGCUGCGUUGUCAGAGCCAGGAGGCUAUGCUGAAGGCAGAGUUUGAGGAGGCAACCAGGAUCACGCCACCGCCCACCGUAGAGCCAGAGAACAAGGUCAAGUGUCCUGCCAACUGUAUCUGCGAGGCUGAGACACACCACUCCUCGUGUGAGAACCGCGGUCACACCAAAGUUCCUCGAGGUUUCUCUCCCACCACGCGUCUCCUUGACCUGCGUGGCAACCACUUCCACUACAUCCCUGGCAACAGCUUCCCUGGUGUUGCCCAGGUGGUGUCCUUACAUCUGCAGCGCUGCAAGAUCGUGGAGGUAGAGGGAGGGGCUUUCAGUGGAAUGAAGGGGCUGAUCUACUUGUACCUGUCAGAGAAUGACCUCACUUCCCUCAGCCCUGAUGCCUUUAAAGGCCUCCCUCAGCUGACUUACCUCCACCUGGAGAAGAACCGCUUCACCGGUUUCCCCAAAGGAGCCUUCAAACUGGUGCCCAGUCUGCUGGCGCUUCACUUAGAGAACAACGCCAUCACCAAGCUGGAGCCGGACACCUUGACCGGAGCCUCAGGCCUCAGAGCCCUCUAUCUCACCGGUAAUGCCAUUGAUCACAUGUCGCCCAGGGCUCUGCACCAGGCCAGUGACCUUGAUACGCUCCAUUUGGGAGGAAACAAGCUGAACGAGGUGCCCACUGAAGCACUGAGCAAGACGGGAAACCUCAGAGACCUGAGGCUGACUGGGAAUCCCAUUCGGUGGGUGGGGCCAAAUGCCUUUCGACCACUGGAGAGGUCACUGAAGGAGCUGUAUCUGGAUAACAUGGGACUGGAGAAGAUGUCGCAGAACUCCCUGGCAGGUCUGGGUCCAGGGUUGAGGAGUCUUUUCCUGGAGGGCAACCAGCUGGAGGAGUUGCCUAACUUCCACCCCCUCACUUCUUUGGAGGUCAUCAACCUGGCCAACAACCCUCUGAUGUGUGACUGCCCUCUCCUGCCACUACGCUUGUGGAUUGAGAAAGUCAACCUGAAGGUACGAGCCACUUGUGCCAAUCCCCCUGAGCUGAAGGGUCGCAGGGUCAAGGACGUCCACGUCUUCAGAGCCUGUCCAGGGGGCGAGAGCCUCCCCUCCGCCCCAACAGUCACCCCAAAGCCCGCCAAGGCCCCCAAAGCCACCAAACCCAAACCAAUGCACCUCAACAGCCUUCGGCAAGUCAAAAUGCUCAAAGCCAAAUCCAAAUUUCGUAAAAGCCCCAACACAAAACCGGCAGCAGCCAAGAAAACCACCAAGAGACGCAGCAUGCCCUGA
Messenger RNA from Morone saxatilis (striped sea-bass), 2319 nucleotides. It is a transcript of the gene chadlb, whose product is annotated as chondroadherin-like b. Gene Ontology annotation, molecular function: protein binding. The coding region runs from base 1 to 2319 and encodes 772 amino acids. NCBI's taxonomy places the organism in Eukaryota, Metazoa, Chordata, Actinopteri, Moronidae. The transcript has 10 exons. Gene Ontology annotation, cellular component: extracellular matrix. The record is from RefSeq and is a predicted model, not a curated record.